AUGGCAGAGCUUCACGUCAUUGGUGACCUUGCCUCAGGGGAGCAGUUCGGCGGGAUGAGCUACUUUUGCGUGUUUGAGAUGGUGACCGGCGAGCACUGGAGUGUCGUCGAGGGUCGUACCUCCGGCUGCACGCACAUCAUGGCGAGCGGUGAGGACGACACUGUGGCCUGGUGCUUUCCCAUAGACGUUCACUUUACAACAAAUAGUGUUGAGGGAUGGCCGAAGAUAUCUCUGCAGGUGUGGUCGGUUGACAGCUACGGACGGAAGGACCUGGCGGGAUAUGGCGUUGCCUUCCUGCCACCGCCCAGCAUGGAGGAUCAGGAGGUGGUUGUGGCGACGUGGAAGCCGUGCUACUGGAAUCCUAACUUCUUUUCUCGCAUGUAUGAGAGACUGCGACUUCUGGUGCUGGGCGGAAACCCCGUGCUGCGUGACAAGGCGCUGAUACACACCAACGACGAGCGCUUUAAGUUGUACACAGUUAGCGGUGGGACAGUGCGUCUCCAGCUUAGCGUCGUUUCUCGAGGGAUGCAGAGAUUGGGGAUUCGGUGCAGUUCAACAGGUGCGGAUCAUAAACCAUAG
Molecule: messenger RNA, 579 nt
Organism: Trypanosoma grayi
Lineage: Eukaryota; Euglenozoa; Kinetoplastea; Trypanosomatida; Trypanosomatidae
Product: B9 protein domain 2
Exons: 1
Coding region: 1-579 (192 amino acids)
Biological process (GO): cilium assembly
Cellular component (GO): MKS complex
Source: RefSeq, a predicted model, not a curated record